AUGUUGUCCUCCCUGAAGACCCUGCUGCUGCUCUCGGUCCUGUGCACACCGACCUCCAGCCUGUGCCUCCGCCUCUACCACUCCCGCUCCAAUCUCCUGUGCGACGACCAGGUGGCAGUCGGGGUCCGGAGCGACGAUGAGGAGCCGGGUUACUCUCCCGUGGACGACUGGGGGUCCCUCCUGCAGUCCGCGGAGUAUCUCACCUCCUCCUCUUCCUCCUCAUCCUCUUCUGCCGAGUCCAGCCGGGAAAAAAGGACUUCAAGUCCCGCAAACUACCGCUUCAUGAGCCGGACCAAGCUCAGAGGGCAAAUGCUCCGCAACAGCAGCAAAGGGGACCGGAGAAGCAGACUGACCCUGUCCCUGGACGUCCCGACCAACAUCAUGAACGUCCUCUUUGAUGUGGCCAAGGCCAAAAACCUGCGCGCCAAGGCGGCCGAGAACGCGCGCCUGCUGGCUCAGAUUGGACGGAGAAAGUGAACAUGUCGGACAACUUAGAUUUAAUAGACAGCCAUGACCAGUGUUGGCCUCCUCGUUACUCAAAUGUAAUGAAUUACUAAUUAUUCACUUUUAAAGUAAUGGUGUUGAUUUGUUUCUCCAGGGGAAGGGUAUUUUCUUCCCACUCACAUUACAGAUAAAAGAUUUCUAAUAGAAUUUGGUGGCUCUCAUGUGAAUGGUCCUUGGAGUCAAAGUCUCUAAUCAUAUUACAAUAUAUAUUAUAUAAUACUAUAAUUGAAAGGUUGGAUGAUUGGAUGAGUUUGAGUUAUAACCUUUGUGGUGAGAAUAACCCAUGUGGUUAUGCACAACCGUGACACUUAAAUUCAAACAGAAUAAAGUCAAAAGCAAUAAGUUAUUGUACUUGUAUCAAGAUGAUUGGUCGGUUCAGGCAAGAAAACAUGAGACAUGUUUUGCAUUGGAAACAGUUGAACUUGUCUCACCCUUUGACUUUCAGAUCUGAAAAGACUUGUGGAUUUCUUUUAAUUUACUUUUAACAUGUUGAAAGUAAAGCAGGAUUGCUCUCAGUUAAGACAACCCCCUUAGAUUUUCCUUAACAGUAAAAUGAAUGUUGUAUGUGGUUUGUUUGCCCCGGAGUCAUGAAAUUUUAAAUAUUGGGCUAAAGAAGAAGAACAAAGCAGCUGUGAUCAUUAAUUCUUACAUCCUCAGCAAAAGACCAGUGAAAUGUUGCAUAAUCAUAACAUCAGAUUUGAUAUUAUGAUGUUAUCUCCCUUCCCCUCUUUGCUGCUUCAUUUAUUCAUCUUUUACGAGGUUUGCUGUUAAGGAGUUCCCAUGGGAGCCAGUAAUGAUUCCAGAUGUGAUAAUGUGAAACAUCAACACACUACUGACACUGAAAAUACUGUACAAACCAACAGCAAGAUCAUGAAAUACAGUAAAAUGCAAAUGCAUGGGAAUGUAUGUGUUCAUCAGAUGUCUGUUAUUUUUAUACUCAAAA
Morone saxatilis (striped sea-bass) is the source of this 1447-nucleotide messenger RNA. RefSeq names its product urocortin 3, like (gene ucn3l). Gene Ontology annotation, biological process: adenylate cyclase-activating G protein-coupled receptor signaling pathway; cellular response to nutrient levels; hormone-mediated signaling pathway. Gene Ontology annotation, molecular function: corticotropin-releasing hormone receptor 2 binding; hormone activity. The transcript has a single exon. Gene Ontology annotation, cellular component: extracellular region. The coding region runs from base 1 to 477 and encodes 158 amino acids. NCBI's taxonomy places the organism in Eukaryota, Metazoa, Chordata, Actinopteri, Moronidae. The record is from RefSeq and is a predicted model, not a curated record.